UUCUAAAGGUAGCAAUUACGCUUUUAUUUGUACGGACAAUAUUAUACUUUAUAACGUUCAAAUUACAUACAUAUGAAUAAAAUUGUUGCAAACGGCAAUUUAUAAAUUAAAAAAAAUAACAAUAUCUGAAAUCGACUAAGUUUAACAUAUAUUUUUGAAUAUUGUGCUGAAAAAAUGUCAAUGAAAAAAAAGGAUGAUUACAUUCCCAUAAAGUGUGAAGGAUGGAAUGGGAAGUUUGAAUUUGAACCAGGAUGUGUCACUGAUGCAGGCCAAGUAGCCAGAGUUCGUCGCUAUAACCAAUCAAUAACAGAUCCCAGGAAUUUUUUCGCAUUUCAAACCAAAGCAACACAAUUACCUCCAAAAUGGGACGGAACUUUCGUUGGUUCCAAACAAGAAGCCAUACAAAGUCACAACCAAUGUGGGGCUGCUAACCGAAAUAUGUCUUCUGGAUGGGACAUACACGGCUAUUCAAAUGAAACUAUUAUUUUGCCUACUAAUUGGGAUGGAACUUUCCAAACCGAUUCCAAUGACGUCACAAUAAAACCUGAACGUAACCGAUCGGAUAAUCGUAAUUAUAUUGAAUAACGCGACAAAAAAUAAUGGAAGUUUCUGCAAAUAAAAAAUCUCUUUAUUUUAAGUGAUUCGAAUUGUAAAAAUAAAACCAACUUAUGUACAUAUGUAUGUAUAUUUAUUGUGCAUUUUUAAAAGUUUAACUAUUUACAUAUAUAAAUGCAUACAUUUGAUUUAUGUAAAUGUGCAAAUACAAAUCUGGUUUAUGUUAAUUUUACUUAAUUAGAUAAGA
Molecule: messenger RNA, 802 nt
Organism: Condylostylus longicornis
Lineage: Eukaryota; Metazoa; Arthropoda; Insecta; Diptera; Dolichopodidae
Exons: 1
Coding region: 175-585 (136 amino acids)
Source: RefSeq, a predicted model, not a curated record